Juglans regia (Persian walnut) is the source of this 654-nucleotide messenger RNA. RefSeq lists its product as uncharacterized. NCBI's taxonomy places the organism in Eukaryota, Viridiplantae, Streptophyta, Magnoliopsida, Fagales, Juglandaceae. The transcript has a single exon. The record is from RefSeq and is a predicted model, not a curated record. Bases 1 to 654 code for a protein of 217 amino acids.
AUGGAUUUUAACGUUAUUGUCUCUGAUGAGGAACAACGAGGUGGUCAUCCACGUCCUUUGGUGGCUAUGGAGGAGUUUAAUUCUUGGAUUCACUCUUGCGGAUUGUUGGAGUUAAAAUAUUUGGGUAAGAGUUUCUCUUGGUGUAAUGGGCAUGCCGGGCGUUCUCGUAGUUGGGCUCAUUUGGAUCAUUCUUUGGCCGCUCAGAAUUUUGUUCAAGCAUUUCCGGAUUCUUUCUUGAGAUAUUUGCCUCGCAUCUCAUCAUAUCAUGCUCCUAUGGUCAUUUCUCUAGUGAAAAAUGUUGCAGAGUAUGUGCCGUCUCCUUUCCAUUUUCAACAGAUGUGCGUGGAUCAUGUGGACUUUCCUAGAUGCGUCCGAGAGGCUUGGGAUCAACUUGAGGUCCGUAGUGGUCUUCUGAAGCUUGUGAUAAAACUAAAAAAAUUGAAAGUAACUCUGAAAGGAUGGAACAAACCAGUUUUUGGAUGGACAAGUGGGCAUAUUAAGGAGUUGGAGGAUCGUAUUGAGCGGUUGGAGAGUCAAUUACAGUUCAGUUAUGAUGAAGAGGUGGAACUUGAUCUGUUGGCUUUAAAAAUGGAGUUGGAUACCUGGAAUAAUUGUGAAGAAGUGUGGUUAGCUCAGUGUGCUAAAGUCAGUUAG